UCCGUUACUUUCCGGAGUUUGUUGUUGACUGUUUGGAUCACAGAACUGGUCUGAAUGCGAGUUAGCUAAGUAGGGAUGAUCCAAGCAGUUCAUCCUUGAAUUAAGGACUGUCAGUUCGUCUGAAAGGAAACGUGGACGGUUAUGUGAUCUUGACAAUAUAUUACGAGAUUGGCCUGUGGGAAAUUAGUAACGUUAACGUUACAGCGAUGAACCUCGGCGACAAAGGCUAGGCUAACAAGCUACGUCUGGUAACUUACCGGUGUGUCUGAGUAACUUCUAGCGCAACCAGGUUCCACGUCCUCUUGACUUUAUACAGGAUGUUUAGGUGCUUGGCUAUGCGUCAAUGCCGUACCGCGUGCAGGCAAAAUAUGCAGGCGAGUAGCUUCUGGUGAUUACCUGGAGUACCUGGCUACUUGUGUGCAACUUUAGUUUUCACUAGUGGUUAGUUAGCUUAGUUGCCUGCGUAUCGGUUAUAUUGGCUAACUUACUGCUGACAACGGUUAGGCUCAGUUGCUUGCAAGUUAACGUUGGUGAACUGGGAUUUAGUUACCUUGCGAUGUCGUUUGCAACUUUUUGUUAGUGGCUUAGUUGCUAAUUAGCUAACUAUGUCUUUUGAGUUUGACAUAUUUCCAAACCUAAAGUUUCUCAAAAUAAACGUUAAGUAAGUUAGCUCACUAAUUAUUCAACUAUGUUACUGUUAUCCAGGUAACGUACAUAUACAUAUUAGCAUAGAAAAUGGCAAACGAGCUAGCCUGUCUUGGAAGCGUAGCUAACAUUGGCAACAGUUAGCAUAUUGGUUAUUGUUGUCAAGUUAGUUUGCUUUUUUUUACAGGCCAACAUUAUCUGACUUUGUCAUGGGCGUUUAAAUGGUGAUUAAAGCGUUGGCUAGCAAGUUCAGUUUGGUGACUUUUCACCAACUAACCUUACACAGUUGGGGGAACAGCUCGCAAGCAUAAGAGGCGAGGGCAUUUGGUUUGUUGAGAUGGAUCAGCUCCAAGUCAAAGACCGAAUUCUGGAAAAUCUUUCGUUAUCGGUCAAGAAGUUGCAGAGUUACUUUGCUGCGUGUGAAGAUGAGACCCCAGCAAUCAGGAACCAUGACCGGGUCUUGCAGCGGCUGUGUGAGCACUUGGACCACGCCCUCCUUUAUGGACUGCAGAACAUCUCCACGAGCUACUGGGUCCUGGUUGUGCAUUUCACACGCAGAGAAGCUAUUCGGCAGAUAGAGGGGCUCCAGCACAUCGCCACCAACCUCGGACGCGGCCGGGCAUGGCUCUACUUGGCACUGACUGAGAGUUCGCUCGAGAGCUACCUCCGUCUCUUUCAGGAGAACCAGGGACUGCUGCACAAGUACUAUUAUGAAAACGCCUUGGUCCGCAGCCAUGAUCAUCUCACACUUUUCCUCACGCUGGUGUCAGGAUUGGAGUUUAUCCGUUUUGACUUGGAAUUGCAGGAUGCCCCCUACUUGGACGUGACGCCCUACAUGCCGGAGUACUACAAGCCUCAGAACUUGCUGGACUUUGACGAGCGGCUGCCUAGUGCGGACAGUCUGUCCCUGCACUCUUUCACCUCCACCAACCUGGAGUGGGAUGACAGUGCCAUCGCCCCCUCCAGUGAGGAUUAUGAUUUUGGUGACCUUUUCCCUGUUUUGCAGUCACUACCCAGUGCAGACUGGGAAGAGGGCGACCUGACUGACCCGGUCCCCUGCCCCUGCUCCAUCGCCCCAGAAUCCCCAGCGGUCAUCGCCGUGGUUACGGAGACGAGGGCAGCGGGGUGUCACAACCCCUUCACAAAAGACUUGGACGCGAACACAUCUGCUGACGUCACUCCUAUCCACAGGGCCGGCUGGCCUGAGGGCUCCCACAGGGACAACACCGAGAGGACAGAGCUGGAGGUCAUCCGAGUGGCCCGUAGGAGGAAGCCAGGGAGGAGGCAGCGAGGGAAGGGGGCAGUGGAGUCCAUAGGGAGGGGGCAGGAGGAAGCUCCAGAGGGCUGCUGUGCUGGGGAGGGGCCCAUCUCCUCUGCAGGGUCCCGGGAUGAAGGGACGGGCACGAUGAAGGUGCGGGGUGAGGAGGCGGAGGACGAUUCGGAGGGGUUACUCCGCCUCCCCGAGAUGAUGGACACCUCAUCCAUGGAUGGCGUAGGAGAGCUCCUGAGCGAGGUGGUGAACAGCCUGGACAGGGCUGAGCGUGGGUGGGAAGGGGAGGGCGGAGGAGGAGGUCAGGGGACGAAGGGAGCCUCCGGUACUGGGGCAGGGGCAGGUCCCCUGAGCCCUGGGCAGCAGCCCCCUGACCUGUCCUCCCCCCUGUCCCGCCCGACGGCCCUGGACCCUAGCUUCCUGCAGGUCCCUCCAGCCCCAGCAGACUUCUACCGGUUCACCCCCCACAGCCCGAACUCUGCCGUCCCGUGUGGGGAACACCAUGACCCUGCAGCACCAGACCUGUCGGAGGCCCUGCCAGGUUGCCAUGACGAUGAGGAAGAUAGCCCGACCGGACCUGACUCCGUCCCCACCCUAGUGGAGGAGGGACAGGAGGCAUGUCCAGAGGGGGAGGAGGCGUGUCCAGAGGGAGCGGAGAACGGGCUCCUCGCAGACGAGGAGAGCCAGGAAGUUAAGGAAGAGGAGGAGACUGACCCAGCUGAGAGCAGCCAUCCUGCUGAAAUCAGGGUGGACAACAACCACCUGCUGCUGCUCAUGCUGCAUGUGUUCAGGGAGAACGAGGAGCAGCUCUGCAAGAUGGUGAGCAUGAGCACAGGCCACAUGGAGGGAGACCUGCAGGCGCUGUUUGUCCUGCUGACUGACAGCUACAUUUACCUGCUCCGCAAAGGGCCUGCAACAAAGCCCUACACUGUGGAGGACGCUGUCAGCUACAGGGAGCUGGAAUCCAUCUCUGUGGGUCUGGACCAGCAGACGCUCAGGUUGGUGUGUGCUAACAGGGGGAGACAGUUCCUGCUGGACACGGCGGACAUGUCUCUAACUGCCUGGUUUCUGGAUGCUUUGAAGGCGGCCAUGAUGAAAGGGCGCCUGAGUCCCCCCUACCCGUCCGUCCUGACGGACGCUACCAUGGAGAGUCUGUCCUUGACCAAGUUUGUGUGCCAGGAAUCACACUGCGAGGUGUCCGAUGUCUGCAUUCAGACGUAUUCUCUGGUUCACUGGGAGGACCCCAUGGAUGUCACUGCAGGCUCCCCAGGGCCACUGAAUGGGCCCCUGGAUUCCAGCAGCACUAAAGAGGGGCCCCUGUUUUAUCGAGCAGGGACCUCUUACCUGGGCCGGGAGCUCUGGAAGAAGUGCUACCUGGUUCUCAGCAACGGUAUACUGUAUCAGUACCCAGGGAGGACGGAUGUAAAACCCCUUCUGUCCGUUUCUAUGGGAGGGGAGCACUGUGGAGGCUGCCGGCGCACCAGCUCCUCUGAGAGGGGGAACUGUUUCCAGGUCCUCCUGCUGAACCGGCCCCCCCUGGAGCUCAGUGCUCACAGCGAACAGGACAUGGCUGAGUGGAUGCAGGUCCUCUGCCAGUCUGUGACCAAAGGGAUAAUCCCACAGGGCGCUGGCCCCUCCCCCUGUAUCCCAUGCUGCCUUGUGCUGACGGACAGACAGUUGCUAACGUGUCACCAGGACUGCCAGACCAGCUUCUUCCGCUCCCUGGGGACGGCUGCACUGGGUGACAUCACGGCCGUUGCCGUGGAGACCGACAGAGAGUACUGCAUCAUUGAGUUUAGUGGGGACCGUGCUCAGUUCCUGCCUCCCUGGGUGCUGUACUUCAGUGGUUGUGAGGAGAGGGAUCGGCUGCUUGGGGCUCUGCAGAGUGCAUGGAGAGGCCUCUAUCAGUUGGCUCUCCCACAGAAGAGUCUGUUGGACGCUGCGCUGCAGAAGCGCUGCAGGGAGGCGCUGGACCUGAUCCGGAGUGUGUGCUCCGUGGCUCAGCCCAGAGAGAGCCCUGCGGCUGGGGGGAGCCUGAAGAGACACGGGCACGGGAUCCUGCAUUAACAGCACCCGCUGUGUGAGGAGAGUACGCAAAGCAACUCCCUGAGAUUACACCCUGCAUUAACAGCUCCCGCUGUGUGAGGAGAGUACACAAAGCAACUCCCUGAGAUUACACCCUGCAUUCUGAGAGCAUCGUGGCAAUUUGACGUUUGAAGUUGAAGUCACUCUGGGAGGGUGACGGUCCAUUGUGUUGAAGCUGACCCCUUUUACAUGUAAUAAUUAUAAUCCUGCAGUAAACCUCCAUCCCUGAGCGCACACACGCACACUGCGGUCUGGGCUGUGUCUGAAACCGCAUACUAAAUACUACAUUUCAGCCUGAUUAUCAUUGAAAUGUAGUAUGAGUAGUAUGCUAAGUAUGGCUGGAGUCUCUUUUAAGUGCUCAACCCAUGUCGCUGCUGAGGGCACUAAGGAGGGGAAUAAUGGGUUACUAUGACUACGGGGUCUGCGACUACGAAAGCUGCUGGAAUCUGACCUGCGGAAUGCUGGGUUUUUACCUCACUUAAUUUUAGUCAGUAUGGUCAAGAUGACAGUGCAGGGUAAGAUGAAGAACUGGUCUCAGGUCAGUGUGUGGAGUCCGGAAAGAGAAGAGGGAGACUAGCACUAAACCCUGCCAGGUUACCACUCCUAUGGGAGAGACGGUGAACUAAAACUCAGUAUUUAUUGCACAAUGUCAUUUCAUUCGUUUUACAGUUCCAUAGUUUGUCUCCAUUUGAGCACUCCGGAUUUGAUUGGUUUGUGUGUGCGCUUGCAUGUGAAUUAGUGAAUUAACAUUUCAGACACUUUAUUUUGUUUUAUUUUCUAAAUAAUAGGGAGCAAUGAUUACAAUUGCAUGCCAUUACCUUGAGGUAUUUGUGUGUGUGUGUGUGUGUGUGUGUGUGUGUGUGUGUGUGUGUGUGUGUAAGAGAGAGUGUGUGUGUGUGUGUGUGUGUAAGAGAGAGUGUGUGUGUGUGUGCACGUGCGUGUGCAAGUUUGCAUGUUUAGUGUGUGCGUGCAAGCUGUUUAGUAUUACGAAAGUCAGAAUGCACACAGAAUUAAUUGUGGUGUGAAAAUAAUGAUUUUUUGGAGGAGGACGAAAUGAGAUUGGGUGCUGCUAUUGUGGUGGAGGAGACAGGUGCACUGUACAGAGUGGCGUCCCGCAGUAUGUACACAGUGUAAUGCUGUGGCUUUGCGCUUGCCGUUUGGCACAGUCCCAUGUUGUGAAGUUGGGUUGUGACCCUUUGAUUUUUACUAGGAGAAAAUGUUCCUAGGGUAAAACAAAAGUAAAUACUUUGCACUUUACAAAGUCCCUGGAAAGUACUUUUAAUACUCCUUACACAUAAUUUAAUAUAUUUAUAUUUAUCCCCUUUUAAAGUUCUCAGAUUGCUAGCAACUAUUCCUUUCAUGACUAUGAGCAGUUGGUUGUUUAAUAGUUCCAGCCACAUAUGGGCAUAUUCACAUUCCAUUUGCCACUCAUGUCGUUCAUAAACUGUCGUUCACCAAAAGCCAAUAUAACCCAAAAGUUUUAAGAGUGGUUUUCAUUUAAUGGUAUGGGGAAAGAGGCUGCUGAUAUCUGAGGUCGCCAUCAUCACUGCUAUUUAUCCUUCCUGCAGCCCUGCUCUGAAAUUUCAAGAUGUAUGAUCUUUAGAAUAAUAUUUAAAAGUGGUUUACCAAAGAAACAAUGCAGGAGGCGAGCACGAGAGAGUGUAUCCCAAGUAAUGCAGAAAUGUAUUCAUGGCUCUGAACAUCUGGCCAGGGAGUGGUUUUCUGUGCAGGUUUGGGGAUGCUGUGCUCUGUUCAGUGCCUCUGUGUAGACCCUCCACCAGCUCCCCUCCCAGUGCUCUGGCUGGAUCAAACCGCACACCUGCUGAAACAGAACAGCCUAUACUUACCAGCACAUCCUUCUGGUGUCUGCACCUACACUCCCAGUUCACACCUCUGCCUUACUCCAUAUCACUCAUAUGUUUAUUUGGGUAUCUUUCCUUUUUCCUGUUGAAUUUCCUAUGGAGGUCAAAUUUCCAGGUUCCGAUAAGGACGACGGCAAAAUAAUUUAAUGGAAAAAUAGUGUUGAUGCAGUCAAAAUGUAUUGACUCAGAAAGCAGUUUGGCAUUCGGUUAGAGCAUCCGAGUAUUCACUGAGUAUUCAUCGGACAUUGCUGGACAAUCAAGCUUUUAUUUUUCCGGUGACUGAAGAAGCCUAAUGAAAUGAAUGUACAGUAUAGCAUUCAAAUCCAAUCUCAGCCACACCUCAUAACCUGCAUGUUGUUAUUCUGCUUUUAUACUGAUAACAUGAAUAAUGUGUACAUGUGUUAACAUGGUACGGGAUAUAGCACAAUAAAGGCAUAUUGUGUAUUUGCCACUUUGUUAUUA
This is a messenger RNA of Conger conger (European conger), 6324 nucleotides long. Its product is annotated as pleckstrin homology domain-containing family M member 2-like. Gene Ontology annotation, molecular function: kinesin binding. NCBI's taxonomy places the organism in Eukaryota, Metazoa, Chordata, Actinopteri, Anguilliformes, Congridae. The record is from RefSeq and is a predicted model, not a curated record. The transcript has 20 exons. Gene Ontology annotation, cellular component: endosome membrane. Gene Ontology annotation, biological process: lysosome localization; positive regulation of membrane tubulation; regulation of protein localization. The coding region runs from base 983 to 3982 and encodes 999 amino acids.